AGGCGCUUCACUAGGAAAACCUUUCUAGCGUGUUGUGCCAGUGGUUGUGUUCUUUUGUGGUGCUCUUGCUAUUUAACUUCAGCAGUAUUUUGCUGAGCGCGCUUGAUAUAAAAAUUUAGACAGGAAGUUCAGGCUCGCGAGCGUUCGUUGUAUUCCAGAAGUUCGAGCUCGUGAUUUCAGCAGCUACAGGCUUCACCGAAGCCGGCCGAAAGCGACCGGCAUUUUUAACACUCUGCAAAGCAGGGCAGUGGACUGACGAGGCCCAGGAGAGGGAGAGGGGGCCGAGGGCGUGGCCUCUCCAGGGGGCGUGGCCUCGGUGCGAUGGCCUCUCCGUACCACCUUCACCAUCAGCAGCAGGCCCCACCCCAGCCUCCACUUCAGCCCCAGCAGCACAUGGGCAUGGGAGUGGCGCCCGUGCUAGGGGGUCCCGGACUUGGGGCAGGGCCGGGUGGCCUCGGUCCACCGCUUCUGUCACCGGUCCAGCCCAUGGGUGGUCCUUCGGGAUUCAUGCCUACGGGCCCACCGGGCCCAAAUGACGGCAAUGGGGACCCAGUAGUCCCCAUGCAGCCUAAGGACUUCAACACGGCCAUCAUGUGCCGCAUGGGCCAGGAGAUUGUACAAGACAUUGUCGCCAAAGCUAUUGAGCUGUUCCAGACCCUCAAGGCGCUGCAGCCGCCAACUGGGGUAGCAACCAGCAUGCAGGGCCAGGAGGAGCGCCGCAUCAAGCUGCAGGACACACUGCGCAAUGUCGGGCUGCUCUUCAGGAAGCUCCAUCGGGUGCACAGCAUCUGCAGUGACCAGAGUGCAGCUGUGGCCAGCAGCCAGUAUACGCCCAUCGAGCCUGACGUGACACUUCAGAGUCUGGUGCCCAUGAUGGACGACCCAAAGCCUAGUGAGGAGAAGAAGCCUUCGGAGGCCACACGUGCACACCUUGAGGAACGGGCACGUCUCACGGAGCAAGUGGUGCUGAAGAACCGUCAGCUUAAAGAAGUCAUAGAUGCCCUUCGUAAUAUCAUCUGGGAGAUCAACACCAUGCUGGCCAUGCGUAAAAGACAUCUCCAGUUUACCCACAGGAUCUCAUCUCAAGCGAAGUGACUAAGGAUGUAAAUGUGAAUGGUCGUAGUUUACUGCAGCAGCAACGAUACGUGUGGAACUGAGGCUGUACGCAGUUAGCUUGCAAUAACAAGCAGCCUAAAAGUUA
Rhipicephalus microplus (southern cattle tick) is the source of this 1201-nucleotide messenger RNA. RefSeq names its product mediator of RNA polymerase II transcription subunit 30. Lineage: Eukaryota; Metazoa; Arthropoda; Arachnida; Ixodida; Ixodidae. Gene Ontology annotation, cellular component: mediator complex. Gene Ontology annotation, molecular function: transcription coregulator activity. Gene Ontology annotation, biological process: positive regulation of DNA-templated transcription. The record is from RefSeq and is a predicted model, not a curated record.